Hemibagrus wyckioides is the source of this 3568-nucleotide messenger RNA. RefSeq names its product protein phosphatase 1 regulatory subunit 3G (gene ppp1r3g). NCBI's taxonomy places the organism in Eukaryota, Metazoa, Chordata, Actinopteri, Siluriformes, Bagridae. The transcript has a single exon. Gene Ontology annotation, molecular function: protein phosphatase 1 binding; glycogen binding. Bases 53 to 823 code for a protein of 256 amino acids. Gene Ontology annotation, cellular component: protein phosphatase type 1 complex. The record is from RefSeq and is a predicted model, not a curated record. Gene Ontology annotation, biological process: regulation of glycogen biosynthetic process.
CCCACUGACAGUCUCUACUGUAGAUACACUCUGUGCUCAUCUCUGAGUCUGGAUGAUCAGACCGGUUGACAUGUCGCACUCGGUCCUGCCGACGGAGUUACAGAACGGCCAUGGAGUCAACAACGACCCCGACGACUCCGAACCCGAGGAUAUUUACCUGCGGGACAGACGGAGGGCCAAGUCCUUACCUGCCUACCCCGAGCAGGCCGACCUGUUCAGCCGUCUCUCUCAGUGCUGCAGGAAGCGGGUGAAGUUCGCCGACGCGCUCGGCUUGAGUCUGGCCAGCGUGAGACACUUCAGCAUCGCCGAGGAUCCCCAUGUGCCCUCCGAGGUGUUCGCCGCGCUGCGCACUCUGCCCGCACAGCACGAGCGCGAGCAGAACGGCGGCCUGCGCUCGAGCUUUCCCUCUGCUCGGGACACGGCGGUGGAGAGGCGGCUCGCGCCGGCUUACGAGAUGAGAGUCGCGUCGGAGGUCACGGAGGCGCGCGCAAACCGCUGCGGGGUCGCCCUGGAGAGGGCCUCCGUGUUCGGGUGGGCCGUGCGCGGGGUCAUACGCGCAAACGUCGUGGAUAAGGGUGAGACAGAAGUCGGGGUGAGGUACACGUUCAACAACUGGGCGUCCUUCGCGGACGCGCCCACAGUGCCCGUGCCCGGGGAGCGCGUGCACGGCUGGCAGAGGUUCUCCUUCACUGUGCACACGCCUCCCUUCCUGGACCAGGACGCGAGCGUGUACUUCGCCGUGUACAUGAUGACUGACCGCGGGGAAUUCUGGGACAAUAACGACGGGCAGAACUACUGUGUGCAGUGUGACCGCAUGCUGUGAACCCCAGGAAUGCAAGCGAGUAAAAUCAUACUCAAGUAGACUGAAACAGUGCAAAUCUCUGCAUUUAGUUUCAUGUACAGUUUGGACGGAGCGAGUUCAUGCAAAGACAUCAGCAACAAUUAUUUAUAAUAGCCUAUUUUUAACAACUAAUUUACAAUAGAGAAUAUUUUUUGAUAGACACGAGCUACUGCCUGACCUGAACUUAAAGGCCCAGUAAGCUAUUUUCACAGAAGUGGGUCUUUGUGUUAAAAUACACCAGUACAACAGUAACUCUAUAUAUUUAUCUAUCAGCAGGAGUAGUGAUAUUUGUGGUCACAUGACCUAAACACUGGCCACCAUGGCAGUCUGACCAGCAUUAUUUAUUAGUAUUAUAUUAUUAUAUUACUAAUGCUGCAUUUGGACUCAAACUUGUAACUUUUACUGACCUCAGACUAGAUAAACCCAAAGAAAAUGAACUCAGAGUUCCUAAUUGGAAUUUCGGGCAAAUCUCCUCAACGCUGAGCUUAGUAAGUGUCGUCAAAUCAACAUGGCUGCUCACAACUAUAAACAAAGCAGCACUUCUUUUACCAUUAAAUGAGUUCCACUGUAUAUAACUCACUAAUUAAGAUUGAUUGUACAUACAGACAUAUUCCUUUGUUCGACCUAUAACACUGAACACCCAGCUAAAGAUAAAUCUUCAAACUCAUUGCAGUUACAGCUGCAGAAUGUACAGCUCGAACAUAGAGAUAGAUGAUGGUAUUAAAAUGUCUGAUUUUCUAAUUCAGAGGUCAUUUGAAUGCAGGUCAAGUGUAAACUGAUUAUUUUACCUAAAUUGGUCAGCACUGCCACACAGCAGGUAACAUGUUACGUAAGAUCUGGUUUAGACGAUCCUUGAUGUCUCUAAAUAGAAAAUCAAAAGCAAAUGUUGUUGUUAAAAUACGACAGCUUGGGCAUUUAUUUUACACCUGUUUCUGAGUGUGUAGCAGUAUCCCUGGUGUAGACUCAUCAUCCUGUCCUGCACACGUUAAUUCAUUGCCAUAACGUCCUCUAAUCCGGCUUCAACACACACUUCUGUUCUUCAACAUAGACGUGUUCAGUGGAUUUCAUGGACCUCCAGUGAAAUGCACAGUUUUCUACGCUGAUGCCAUAAAGCUGGACCUUUAAACUCAGAAACGUGUAUAUUACGUUAUGCUCGUUUUCACAAGGUCUGAUGAAAGGGCUGGUUUGAUUGAAGGAUUUUGUUCCCCCUGUAAAAUAUAGACUUCAAACAGCAACUUCUUGCUCUGCUGUAUGCACAUCAUAGCUAUUGAUUGUAAUAGUUCACAACACUAUGCAUGCAUUUAAGUAACUAUAACUAAUGAAUGGAUAAAAGAUAAAGUAGAACAAUUAAAAUUCUUGUAUUUUUUGUCUGCUUAUUGUAUCGUCAUGGAAUAUUUAGGAAAGAUAGAAACUGAACUUGGGUAUCUAGUUUUUUUUGUGAUAAUGUAAAACGCACACUUCAUUAUACAAUUAGCAGCAAUGUGCUAGUCAUAAGAAUCCUCAUUCUACAUUAGUGUAUUUAUCAUGAAUGUAUCUCAGUACCAUACACGAAAGCAAUAUUUCAUGUGAGUGACUGGAGGUGAAGCUAUAUUACAUUAACAUGAAAUGUUGGACUGAGGGUCUGGUCCCUUGAGAUAGACACAUGCUGUUUAAAAUCGUUACUAUCCAAAGGUACAAGAGCUGAGCAAUGUGGCUCAGAGAUAAACGGGAAACACUCUUGGGAGAGAAACAAACUAUGGUGCAAUAACUGUAUAGCAGUUUUGGGGGUAAAGUUCAUUCGAACAUAAAGCAGAGAACCUGAUGUUGCUUGUAGAGAACAAGUUUUAGGUGGUUAUUACAUGAUUUAAGGAAUUAGCUCUUUAUUUAAGUCUGAACAAAGCUUCGGGUUAGAAAACCUAGACUCCUAUGCCUCGCGAGUGCAAACAAGAUGAAAACUAGGGUGUUUCGGCUACGCUUGCAGUUUUCGAACCAUCAAUUUUUUAUCGGUUUAUUUCUCCCUUGUUGUUGUUGUUUCCCGUUGCUGUUUCAGCUCUAAGCAAUGAAAUCUCCUCCCUUAGCUAACGAGAAUGGAUUUUUCCUGAACCGUCCAUCACGCCACACUGAUUUAUCCUGACCACUUUGAUGUUCACAGCCUUCAAGCUGCAUUUGCUGAUCUGUACGAGACAUGAAGCUCCAUUACGACAUUGUUUCUUCUGCUUGAAUUGUAGAUGAUGUGGAAUUGAAGCUUGUUUCUCACGUACAGGAUUACAACUGACAGCUUCAUUACCCAUCAGACAGUCUUGAGGUACGCGAGGCGUCAUUUCCAAUACGGAGUAAGGCUCCGGCUAAUGUAGCUUACUCAGGAUAGAUGACGGAUGAGCAUCUGAUGUAGGGUUUGAGAAGGAUGGCCAGAGUGUCACGCCUGGACUCCUUGAGAAAGACCCCUGGAGUCUGACCCAGAUAUACUGGAUCAUCCUGUGACAGUUCCUUACUUUACAGUUUUUUUUGUGAUGAAACAGCUACCAGAUUGAGUAACCUUACCUGAUUAGAUACUUAACCUCCUUGUGUUACGGUCUUGUGGUGCCACAUACUAUUUGGAUUAAUUCUUUGCGUAAAAGUGUCUGUAGAUAAUAAAUGUAAAGAAGCACCUUCACAUACAGCCGUUGUUGCAUGUACAGUAUAAAUGUAUAGCUGAUGGCAAAGGUUUGUCACAUUUAAGACAAAAUAUACUUCAUACAAAGGAUAUUA